AUUGACUAAACAAUAUAAAGAGAAUGUGUGAACAUCAGGGAUAUGAGGGUUCAGUGUAACCCCUGGAGAGAUGGCAAGGUUCCCUAAUAUGUGAUCCUUCAACACUUGUUUCAAUAUGAUUCUACGUAGAUGAGCACCCAAAAGAGCCCUGACAUGACGCCUGAGGCAGGGGCAGGAAUGCACCUUCGCAAAAUGAGUAAAUCUCGAAUCUUCCAGAUGUGUGGCAUCAUGCUCUCUAUUUUUAUGAUUUUACUGAUAAUAUUUUAUUGGGAUGAUGUAGGAACAGCUCAUUUCUACCUGCACACCGCCUUCACAAAAAUCCAAUCCACGCAUCUUCCUACAAGCGUGUCUGUAGCACACGAACAUGCAAAGGGAACUGAAAAGAAAAUGCUCAGUUCGGAAACGGCUACUUCCUUUAUUAAUCUUGAACUGACACAUGGAGAAACGGGACAUCAAGGGGAAGGGGCCUCUGUUGUUGAGGGGGAAAAUGUGGACAGCAAACCUGUAGCUAAUUCUAAAGAGCAUCUGCAGGACGUUGACUGGGGAACCAAUACUGAGGAACCUAACAUUAAAUUAGAACAGUUAAAGAGGAAACAAACCAUCCGUGAUCUUUGUGCAGACUCCAGCUUCACGUUCUCAGGGAAAAAUCGAGCUUUUGAGGAUAUUCCAAAUAAAGAAUUGGACCACCUGAUUGUGGAUGAUCGGCAUGGUAUAAUCUACUGCUACGUUCCCAAAGUGGCUUGCACUAACUGGAAACGAAUCAUGAUCUUGUUGAGUGAAAGUCUUGUGAAUCAAGGCACUCCAUACCAUGAUCCACUGGAGAUCCCCAGGGACCUUGUGCACAACUCCAGCAGUCAUGUCACCUUCAACAAGUUUUGGAAGCGCUAUGGGAAAUUCUCCAAACACCUCAUGAAGGUCAAGCUAAAAAAGUACACCAAGUUUCUCUUUGUGCGUGAUCCUUUUGUAAGACUGAUUUCUGCAUUUCGCAGCAAGUUUGAAAUUCAGAAUGAAGACUUUUACAAGCGCUUUGCUAUUCCGAUGCUUCAAUUGUACGCUAAUUGCUCUCAGCCUCCACCUUCUGUUAGUAAAGCUUUCUCUGCAGGAAUCAAACCUACCUUUUCUAAUUUCAUUCAAUAUUUGUUGGACUUGCGGACUGAGAUGAUUAUGCCUUUCAAUGAACACUGGCGACAAGUAUAUAGACUCUGUCACCCUUGUCAAAUAAAUUAUGAUUUUAUUGGGAAAUUAGAGAGUUUGGAGCAGGAUGCCAAAUAUUUACUUAGUUUGUUAAAUGUGGAGAAGCUUGUUCAAUUUCCACCUAGUUUCCGAAACCGGACAGUUAGCAGCUGGGAAAGAAACUGGUUUUCAGAAAUUCCAAAAAUUUGGAGGAGGAAACUGUUUGAACUCUAUAAGCCUGACUUUGCUCUGUUUGGGUACCCCAAACCAACAAAUUUAUUACUUGACUGAUCAGAACAAACAAUUUGCUUCAAGCCUUAAGAAAUAUGGGUCUGCAGUGGAUACAUUGUGCACAAGAACUUGAUGGACUCUGUUCACCUUGUCAUUAAAAAGUAGAGAUGGCACAGAAUUAUAAUGUACUGAUUACGUCACAAUGUGUAAAACACUGUUCUCUCCUUCCCCUACAUAGUGAUAGUAAACCACAAUAAUUAGUUGGCCAGCCAGAAGCGUUAUCAGGAUACAACUUUCUAAGUGGAUGUACUGACAUAUAUCUGGAAAUCUGCAUGGUUAUGUCCUUUUUUUGUUCCAUGUUGAAACUGCUGAUAAUUCCAUAUUGUGUUGUGAGAACAAAGCUAUGACAUUUAAUUCCUUUAAUUGAGCGGUGUGCUGUUGUCAGAGUGCCAUACUGGGAGCUGACAAUAUUUGAGUAGCAUGCUGCAAUAUGUGAAAAUGUAGAACAAUUUUACUUGAAGGGGAAAAAAAUUCAAGGGAUUAUUUUUGGUUCAAAGUACUCCUCAAACUGUGUUCUAUUUUUUUUCCUAUGGUAAAAUAUCAUUGACUAUUAAACAUUGACAAAAUACACCUCUUGUUCAACUAGUACCUAAAGAACUGUUAGAGGAUGAAAAGCCUGGCAUCCAUGUCACUCUUCACGUUAAUAAAGGCUACUUUGGUUUCAUCUAGGAACUAAUCUUAAGAAAAUGCCUUAGAAACUGGAGACUUGAUUAUUAUCUGGUAUUGAGUUUAGCAUCUCCAACUUAACUUAUACUCAUUUCAAAGUACUAGACCCCGAGGUGAAGUAGGUGGAAUGGUUGUGGUUCUCCUUACAAUUGACAUCACUAAGGGUGAGGCAGGUUGUGCCGAUUUUCAAUAGUCAAGGAUAUUUCACCAGUGAUGCUAAAAAAAUUAAUGAAUGAUUGCAUUAAUUUCUUGUAUAACUAGAGGAGUAUGUUGAACACAGAGCAUCCCAUAAUAUUUUUCCUUCCUCUUUAAUUUUUAAAAAUUCAAAACGGAUUGUUAAAUAUGGUACUAGGCUAUUUGGAUCCACAUCAGAGAUGAUAAUAGCAGAAAGGCUUGGCUUUGACACUUGUGAAUCGUCAGAUUUUGAUUUUAUAAGUAGCCGAAUACUGCCCAUCUUGUGAUUAUUGAUGCACAAUCUGGUAGAAUCUCUCUGGUGACAAUGCAAGUCAUCUACAAAAAUCUUGUACUCAAAUGAAAAUUUCUCUAAACAUACUGCUAAUCGUGCAAUAUUUUAAUUGUAUAGAUAGCUAUUAUUACCGGAAAAUGGUGGCUUUUGUUUUAUUUAUUUUCUGCUUUAAAUAGUAUCUAUGAAUGGUGGAAGAAAAGUUGUGUGCCUCAUAUCAUCCCACUGGAAUAAUUAUGUUCUUACUGAAUUCAGACAGUGCUGAAUUUCAGUGGGGGUUCAAUUACGAUACUGUACUUAUAGAUUUUAUUUGGAAUUAGGUUUGACUGAGGGCGUUUCAUAGAGUUUACUUUAAGCGGCUAUAGUUAAAGAAGAAAAGACUUGUCAUUUCAUUUAUAUCAUUAAUAAAUUCUUUUUCCUUUAUUCCUCUUCCCCGCCCAUGGCAAAACACUCUGCUAUUAUAGCCAAUCACCCAAGAAAUGGUCACAGCCAUUCCAGUGGAUCGAAAUGGCCUACUGUACAGAGCUCUGCUAAACCCAUAAUAUAUGUAUCUUCCAUGCAUUAUGUACUGUAAUCCAUUAUGUACUGUGUAUUAUACUAAGACAUAAGAGUGUAAACAUUUGUUUUUAAAAAAUACAUUUUUUUUAAAAAAGGAAACUACCCAGUAACGAUCCUCAUUUUUAUGUAUUUACAUCCCUUGUACCAUUUUAGAUCUUUGCUAUCUUCUCUGACCUCCAAUAACCUAUGGCAUGGAAACCUUGGGUCAUAAUUGGAGCAGGCACUUUGGCCUGGCCUGGAGGCUGGAUAGCACCAAAUUAAGAUCAAUGAAGGCAUUCUAGAAAGUAUACAUCAUCCCAUAAACUAGUUUGUUUAAAACAGGGUUAUUUAGUAGACUAUUCAGUGUAAUAACACACCACAGUAUAGGAUGGUCGUAACCAUUUAAGACUUUGAUUCACGACUCAAGAUAUUUCUGCAUUUUCCACUUACAUUCCCCAGUAUAUUGUUUAGAAAUUGUACUUGUAUCAAUUGCAAAAGAGCUGAAUGGGCCCCACUUGCUUCCAAGUCUGUGCUCAACCAACAAAACUAUCUGGGUUAUUCAUCUGGUAGAGAUGUGCAAACAACCAUUAAAAAUAGGAUAUAAAAAAAAUAGGGUGCAGAGGAAAGCUGGUUGGACAGAAAAUUCUUCUUUUCCCUCCACCCUUUCCUUCCGUUUUAUAAUUAUAGUUUUGAUAGUAUCAUUCACAGCUUUAUAACUAUCUUCCACAUCCACACUUCCUUCAGAAGGGAGGGAGCAUUGAGCUUAUGAACAGCUCCACAAAUGUGUUGUGGGUAGUGAUUGUCUGACAGCUUCUUUAGAGGUGAUACCUGAGCAUCAGUCGGGUUAUUUGGUUUAAGAUUUCUCUCCUUGUCCGUCUUCUCCAAAUUAAAAGAUGGCCAGGCAAUUUUCUCCCAGGCCCCUGGCAGUGCCAUUAUUUUGUAAAACAAAUCUGCUUUCCUCUCCCUGCCCCCACGUAAGUGUCAAGUGUGCUUGUGAAACUCGAGAACAAAGCCGAAUAAUUUCUGUGUGCUUGGAUUUUUAAUUCUAAUUCGACUUGCCUUCUCGUAUGAAUCUUCUGACACUUUUGAAUCAUUUUCGCAAGAUUUUUGUCAUCCUUUUUGGAACUAGGUUUGACUGAAAAUAUUUGGAUUUGAAAGCAGCAGAUCCUCUACUUAAGAACUAAAAAAAAAAAAAGUUGUUGACAUUUCUAAAACUUAAACUUCAUGGGAAUGUUUUUAAGACUGCCAACUGUUAAUGUGCGCUGUUUGUCAGAAACCAGGAUGCUGUAAGGGAACUCUGCUUAUUCUGGUCCCAUAUAUUUAUUCAGACCUAAUCCCAUUCCCCAAACUGAGAGCGACAGCUGGGUGAAUGUCUGGAAAAGGAUUAAGCAGCAAUUCAAAUAAGCUUUUGGAACCAAAGGGUGUAGGCUACAUUAAGUUGUGAUCUGGUAGAAGUUUUCUAGGUAUGGUAGUUUAGACUAGGAAUUUAUUAUCUCCUUCAGCUUUUUACUUAAAAUACCAAAACUGCUGGUACAAAUAUUUUGUUGAGAGUUUUGCUUUACUAAAAAAAAAGCUGACAAAAGGUGAAGUUUGCUUUGCUUUAGCAGUUUUAUACAAAUGUUUUUUUUAAAAAACAGAUUUGCUGAUGUUUUUUGUAGCAAAUGAAUUGUGCAAUAAAUCUUCUCAGGCUUAUUGAUA
Callorhinchus milii (elephant shark) is the source of this 4828-nucleotide messenger RNA. RefSeq names its product carbohydrate sulfotransferase 12. Gene Ontology annotation, molecular function: sulfotransferase activity. Gene Ontology annotation, cellular component: membrane. The record is from RefSeq and is a predicted model, not a curated record. NCBI's taxonomy places the organism in Eukaryota, Metazoa, Chordata, Chondrichthyes, Chimaeriformes, Callorhinchidae. The transcript is spliced from 2 exons. Bases 130 to 1464 code for a protein of 444 amino acids. Gene Ontology annotation, biological process: proteoglycan biosynthetic process; carbohydrate biosynthetic process.